AUGGCAAUGAGUUUUAUCAAGACUCUUUUUGCCUCACCGGAGGUCAACCCAAGCACCCGAAAGGCCAAAUCGAUUCCUAUAUUGAACCCCUUCGACCAAUAUGGACGAGUAUUCUUCUUCUCAUGGGUUGGCUUCAUGGUCGCAUUCCUGUCAUGGUAUGCAUUCCCGCCACUGUUGACAGUCACUAUCAAAAAAGACCUGCACAUGACGCAAGCAGAAGUCGCCAACUCCAACAUUAUUGCACUCCUCGCCACGCUCCUCGUGCGGCUUGUGGCAGGACCACUUUGUGACCGCUAUGGUCCACGCCUGGUCUUUGUAGGACUUCUCCUCUGUGGAGCAAUCCCUACUGCCAUGGCUGGUCUUGUCACCAACGCAAACGGGUUGAUUGCUCUAAGAUUCUUCGUUGGAAUCCUAGGAGGAACUUUUGUUCCAUGCCAGGUCUGGUGUACAGGUUUCUUCGACAAGAAGAUUGUUGGUACAGCCAACUCCCUGGCCGGAGGAUGGGGUAAUGCAGGUGGAGGAAUCACAUACUUCGUGAUGCCAGCCAUAUAUGACUCCCUCAUGCAAUCCCGCGGUCUUCCCUCCCACAAAGCGUGGCGCGUCGCCUACAUUGUUCCGUUCAUUAUCAUCUGCGUCGUCGCCAUGUGCAUGCUCUUCCUCUGCGAAGACACGCCCACAGGAAAAUGGUCUGAAAGACACCUCUGGGCAAAGGAGUCGAGCGGCACUGCGACGCCCUUGGAUGGGAACAUCGUCGACCUUAACACAGGCACAUUCUCCAGUGGAAUGACCACACCCUACAACCCAGCAACAAUAGAUAUCGAGAAGAAGGGCGCCCAGACACCACAGGUUAUGGACAAGGACAGUUCCGCAGUAGGACAGAUGGACAACAUCUUCAAACAAGAAACUGUCGUCGCCCCAUCUCGCAAGGAAGCUCUCAACGUGGCUUUGAGUCUGUCCACAAUGGCCGUUGCUAUUCCCUAUGCCUGCUCGUUUGGAUCUGAGCUCGCCAUCAACUCAAUCCUGGGAUCUUACUAUGAGAAGAACUUCCCACACAUGGGUCAGACUGAAACUGGUCAAUGGGCUGCCAUGUUCGGGCUGCUGAAUGUAGUCUGCCGUCCUAUGGGUGGUCUCUUUGGUGACUUGGUUUACCGGGCUACUGAUAAUGUCUGGUCGAAGAAACUUUUAUUGACAUUUUUGGGACUCGCUAUGGGCGCAUUCCAGCUUGCGAUCGGAUUAUCCAAUCCGACGAAGGAGUCUGCCAUGUUCGGUCUUAUCGCUGGAAUGGCUUUCUUCCUUGAGGCCUGCAAUGGUGCUAACUUCGCCGUUGUGCCUCAUGUUCAUCCAUUUGCUAAUGGCAUCGUCUCUGGAAUUGUUGGUGCCUUUGGUAACCUUGGAGGAAUUAUCUUUGCCAUUGUUUUUAGAUAUAAUGGAGCUCACUAUGAGCGAUCGAUGUGGAUCAUCGGUGUCAUAUCCUUGGGGGCAAACUUGGCUGUCUCUUGGAUCCGCCCUGUUCCCAAAACUGAAUAA
This is a messenger RNA of Penicillium arizonense, 1527 nucleotides long. RefSeq names its product MFS transporter. The transcript is spliced from 6 exons. Gene Ontology annotation, cellular component: membrane. Gene Ontology annotation, biological process: nitrite transport; nitrate transmembrane transport. The record is from RefSeq and is a predicted model, not a curated record. Gene Ontology annotation, molecular function: nitrite transmembrane transporter activity; nitrate transmembrane transporter activity. Lineage: Eukaryota; Fungi; Ascomycota; Eurotiomycetes; Eurotiales; Aspergillaceae. Bases 1 to 1527 code for a protein of 508 amino acids.